Ambispora leptoticha is the source of this 2340-nucleotide messenger RNA. The record is from the annotation of a GenBank genome assembly. Lineage: Eukaryota; Fungi; Glomeromycota; Glomeromycetes; Archaeosporales; Ambisporaceae.
AUGACUGAAUUUCCUUACGCACCCGCUUACGUGUAUUACAACACUGGGGAUAACAGCUUCACAAGUCACAAUGUAGAUCGAACCUCACUAAACAGAAACAUCACCGGGGCACGACACCGCAGGUCUUCACAUGACGAGAAGACGAACGUCCCUCGCAAAUUUCUAAUUGAUGUUCUGGAAACGCGUCGCCUUAUUCUGGAACAAGAAGAUACAGAUGGUGACUUUCAGAUAACAAUCAAUGACUCGGGACCGAAAUCACUAAAAUUGGGUACCGCAGAUUCCGGUGGUCAUAGUAAAUAUGAAAUUCGCGGAACAUAUAUGUUAUCGACUUUGCUACAGGAGCUAGCAUUAGCACUCGACCAUGGUCGUAAAUAUAUUGUUAUUGAUGAAGCGCGGCUUAAUGAAAAUCCUGUAGAUCGAUUAUCGAGGAUGAUCAAACACCACUUCUGGGAUGGGCUCACCCGAAAGAUUGAUGCAGACGGCUUAGAAGCAAUCUGUGCGGACCCUAAAAAUUUGAACGCAAAUCAUAAUCCUCGUAUUUAUAUUCCACAUGGUGAGACUGAAACAUUCGAGUACUACAAACAUGUAUCGGAGACUAGAAAACAUUUAAAACUUGAAGUGGAAAUGCUACCGCAAGAGAUGACGCCUGAAUACGUGAAGAGCAUUAAUAAUCGACCAGGCAUUUUGUCUUUAGCUUUGCGCAAACACGUUGAUGCAUACGGCAAAACAAUAAUCAAAGGUGUCCCAUUCAUAGUUCCUGGAGGCAGGUUUAAUGAAAUGUAUGGCUGGGACUCUUAUUUCGAAACUUUAGGAUUGAUUCUUGACGGGAGAGUUGAGAUGGCUAAGGGAAUGGUGGAGAAUUUUGUGUACGAGAUUAAACAUUAUGGUAAAAUAUUGAAUGCCAACCGCAGUUACUAUCUGACGAGAUCUCAGCCUCCAUUCCUCACAGAUAUGGCACUUCGUGUGUAUCACCAUCUUUCUGGUGAAGAAAGUGAAAAGGUAAAAUGGCUUGCAACGGCGUUUAAUGCCGCUAUCAAAGAAUACCACACCGUUUGGAUGAGUGUUCCACGCUAUGAUCCAAAAACUGGUCUUAGUCGAUUCUAUCCAACUGGUCUCGGGAUUCCUCCGGAAACUGAGGCGAGCCACUUCGAUCAUGUUAUUUUACCAUUUGCGAGACGAAUGGGUCUCACAAUUAAAGAAUACGCGGAAAAAUAUCAAAAUAAUGAAAUUCAUGAACCACAAUUAGACGAGUAUUUCUUGCAUGAUCGUGCAGUGCGCGAGUCAGGUCAUGAUACGACAUAUCGCUUCGAAAAACGAUGUGCACACUUGGCAACCAUCGAUUUGAACAGUUUGUUGUACAAGUAUGAGAUAGAUAUUGGUGAAACGAUUCGUGAUAUUUUCAAUGACAAUUUCGUAUUGGAAAAUGGUGCUAUUGAGAAAAGUGAUGAGUGGUUUAAACGUGCAGAAAGACGUAAAGCACUUAUAGAUAAGUAUUGCUGGAAUGAAGAGAAAAGUCUCUACUAUGAUUAUGAUACGGUGAAGGAAGAGCAAUCUGUGUAUGAGACAGUCACUGCAUUUUGGGCGCUUUGGGCCGGGUGUGCUAGUAAAGAUCAAGCGGAAAAAUUAGUUGGAACCGAAGAAUCUCGUGGAACUAUAACGUUGGAUCGUCCUAAUCGUCAAUGGGAUUAUCCUUUUGGUUGGGCACCACAUCAAAUGAUGGCAUGGCGUGGAUUAGAGAUCUAUGGAUACAAGAACGAAGCUCGUCGUUUAGCCUAUCGAUGGCUAUACACUAUAACUAAAUCUUUUGUCGAUUUCAAUGGAGUUGUCCCAGAGAAGUACGACGUUGUCUCACUUGGUCAUCUGCUCGACGUGGAAUAUGGAAAUGUUGGUACCGACUUUAAAUUUGUGCCUCGAGAAGGUUUCGGUUGGAUGAAUGCUUCUUAUCAGGUUGGUCUCAGCUAUCUGACGCAACAUGAACGACGGGUCUUGGGCACGUGUACGAGUCCCAAAAUAUUCUUCAAGAAGAAAGAAAACAAAGUGACCGAGUUGACUGCCCAAGAAGUGUUUAUGAAGGCCAAGGAAAUGCUUUCUAAUAGUGAGAUUAACAUAUCAGACACUUCACCACCAUCCGAGACCGAAUAUGCAACAUCAACUAUUGUCGAUCAAGUUAACAGCGAGGAUGAUGAGCUUAAUAUUGUUAAAUCACCAUUAGAAACGGUAUCUGAAAGUGCCGUUGAAAAUUUUACAGUUUCACUGGUAAAUAAGGAAGGACAACUGGAAGCUGUAGAAUUGGCGCUGAUAAAAACGGAUGCAACUACAGAAACAGGAUCAGUUGCUUGA